Phacochoerus africanus (Common warthog) is the source of this 2699-nucleotide messenger RNA. It is a transcript of the gene IMMT, whose product is annotated as inner membrane mitochondrial protein. The record is from RefSeq and is a predicted model, not a curated record. Gene Ontology annotation, biological process: cristae formation. Bases 112 to 2388 code for a protein of 758 amino acids. The transcript has 15 exons. NCBI's taxonomy places the organism in Eukaryota, Metazoa, Chordata, Mammalia, Artiodactyla, Suidae. Gene Ontology annotation, cellular component: MICOS complex.
UAGGCGGCACGGACGCAAGCACGCUUGCGCGCGCGCACGGUCUCCCCUUCUCGCGCCGCCGCCGCCGCCCCUGCUCUCACUUAGACCCGCAGCGCCGUCCGCCGCGCCGAGAUGCUGCGGGCCUGUCAUUUAUCCGGCGUGACCUCCACCGCCCAGAGUUGUCUCUGUGGGAAGUUUGUCCUCCGUCCACUCCGACCAUGCCGCAGAUACUCCACCUCAGGCAGUUCCCGGUUGUCUCCUGGCAAAAUUGCCGGCGCUGGCAUUUUAUUCGUUGGUGGUGGUAUUGGUGGCACUAUUCUGUAUGCCAAAUGGGAUUCGCAUUUCCGGACAAAUGUAGAGAAAACCAUACCUUAUUCAGACAAACUCUUUGAAAUGGUUCUUGGUUCCCCACCUUAUACUGUUCCAUUACCAAAGAAGUCGAUUCAGUCUGGUCCACUAAAAAUCUCUAGUGUAUCAGAGGUAAUGAAAGAAUCUAAACAGCCUGCUUCACAACUCCAAAAACCAAAGGGAGACACUUCAGCUUCAAUAACAGCACCUACAGAGGCAGCUCAAAUUAUUUCUGCAGCAGGUGAUACACUGUCGGUCCCAGCCCCUGUGGUUCAGCAUGAGGAAUCUAUAAAAGCUGAUCGCCCUGCAACUGGUGAAGGAAAACCUAAGCCUGCAACUUCAGAGGAAGCAUCCUCAACUUCUGUAAGGGAACGGCCACCUGAAGAAGUUGCAGCUCGGCUUGCACAACAGGAAAAGCAAGAACAAGUUAAGAUUGAGUCACUAGUCAAGAGCUUAGAAGAUGCUCUGAGUCAAUCUGCUUAUAUCACUCAGCAGGCUAUUGUGGCUCAGAAUGCUGCGGUCCAGGCUGUCACUGCCCAUGCCAACAUACUGAAAGCAGCCAUGGAUGAUUCUGAGGUUGCAGGUGAGAAGAAGUCAGCUCAGUGGCGCACAGUGGAGGGUGCAUUGAAGGAACGCAGGAAGGCAGUGGAUGAGGCUGCCGAUGCCCUUCUCAAAGCCAAAGAAGAGUUAGAGAAGCUGAAAAGUGUAAUUGAAAAUGCAAAGAAAGAAGAGGUUGCUGGGGCCAAGUCUCACAUAACUGCUGCAGAGGGGAAACUUCAUAGCAUGAUAGUUGAUCUGGAUAAUGUGGUCCAAAAGGUUCAAGCAGCUCAGUCUGAGGCUAAGGUUGUGUCUCAGUAUCAUGAGCUGGUGGUCCAAGCCCGGGAUGACUUUAAACGAGAACUGGACAGUAUUACUCCCGAAGUCUCGCCAGGGUGGAAAGGGAUGAGUAUUUCUGACCUAGCUGACAGGCUGUCUGCGGAUGACCUGAACUCCCUGAUUGCUCAUGCGCAUCGCCGCAUUGACCAGCUGAACAGGGCGCUGGCUGAACAGAAAGCCACAGAGAAGCAGCAUAUCGCCCUAGCCUUGGAGAAACAGAAGCUGGAGGAAAAGCGGGCAUUUGACUCGGCCGUGGCAAAAGCAUUAGAACAUCAUAGAAGUGAGAUACAGGCUGAACAGGACAGAAAGGUCGAGGAAGUCAGAGAUGCCAUGGAGAAUGAAAUGAGAACCCAGCUUCGCCGACAGGCUGCUGCCCACACCGAUCACUUACGAGAUGUCCUCAGGGUCCAAGAACAGGAACUGAAAUAUGAAUUUGAGCAGGACCUAUCUGAGAAACUCACUGAACAAGAAUUACAGUUUCGUCGGCUCAGUCAAGAGCAAGUCGACAACUUUACUCUGGAUAUAAACACUGCCUAUGCCAGACUGAGAGGAAUCGAGCAGGCUGUUCACAGUCAUGCAGUAGCUGAAGAGGAGGCCAGAAAGGCCCACCAACUCUGGCUCUCGGUGGAGGCAUUAAAGUACAGCAUGAAGACGGCGUCCCCAGAUCUGCCCACUGUUCCCCUGGGUAGCGCGGUCGAGGCCGUCAGAGCCAGCUGCUCCGAUAGUGAAUUUACCCAGGCUCUAACCGCAGCUCUCCCUCCAGAGUCCCUGACCCGAGGCGUGUAUAGUGAAGAGACCCUUAGAGUCCGUUUCUAUGCCGUCCAGAAACUGGCCCGAAGAGUAGCCAUGAUUGAUGAGACCAGAAAUAGCUUAUACCAGUACUUCCUCUCCUACUUACAGUCCCUGCUCCUGUUCCCACCUCAGCAGCUGAAGCCACCGGCAGAGCUCUGCCCUGAGGAUACAAGCACAUUUAAAUUACUGGCCUAUGCCUCCUAUUGCAUUGAGCAUGGUGACCUGGAGCUGGCAGCUAAGUUUGUCAAUCAGCUGAAAGGGGAAUCCAGACGCGUGGCCCAGGACUGGCUGAAGGAGGCCCGAAUGACCCUAGAAACUAAGCAGAUAGUGGAAAUCCUGACGGCAUACGCCAGCGCCGUAGGCAUAGGAACCACCCAAGUGCAGCAAGAGUGAGGGCUAGGAAGUCUCACAGUCACACUUCAGGUCAGAGGAAAUGAGUAAUAUGUGACGGGUUUGCAACAGGGCCUACAAGUGAGGUUACAAGUACUGUUCUUUGUGUUCACGCCUGUCGCAUUUGUAUUAUUUCCUCUUGCUAUCAUGUCAGUCAACUCCAGGAGUACUUUAUUUGCAACUUGUGUAACAUUUUCUGUUUUUCAGGUUUUACUGAUCAGGCUUGCGAGCCAAUCAAAAUGACGUUUGUGAUCACUAUUACUAUUGAUUUUGCCCUUGGAGCAAACUGAAUAAAAACAGAAAGAUGAAAACUG